Messenger RNA from Prorocentrum cordatum, 1374 nucleotides. The record is from the annotation of a GenBank genome assembly. NCBI's taxonomy places the organism in Eukaryota, Dinophyceae, Prorocentrales, Prorocentraceae.
CGCAUACCUUUGUCCGACGGCUACGCCGCUGCGCCGCGGCCCCCGCUCUGGGACUCCGUCCUUUGGGAGCUGGGCGCGUUCUCGAGCUUGCUGAGUAUGAUAUCUCGGAGCACGCAGGUGUCCUGGAGCUCUAAGGUGAUGUGUGCUGACGCGUCCUUCUGGGGCCUUGGGCUGGUCUGCAAGGUUUUCGAUGAGAAGCUCGUGGGCUCGGUGGGGGUCUUCUCGGAGCGGUGGCGUUUCUUGGGCGACAUGCAGGUGCAGUCAAGGGCGUGGGCAGGCAUCACUACUGGGCCGCCAGAAGGAGAUUCGAAGACCCCGGACGCCCCAGGGCCGCCGGAAGGGAAUUCGAAGACCCCUCUCGAGAGCUCCGAGGACUUCCAGCACAUCGUCGGCGCGGAGGAGGCCAACCCAGAGGCCGCCAGCUGGCCGCAGGUCGUUUGCCUCAAUAUUUCCGCGAACCUGGUCGGGCUGUCGCGGGGCCUCACAAGUGGGGAACUCCGCCUGGCAACAUCGCGGAGGGGGGGGCCGGGCGAUCCAGGCGAGCACGUUGGACGCACUCCGCCUGGGCACGGUGCGCACGCAGACCGUGAGGAGCCGCUACCAGCAGCUAACCGACGAGACGAGCUCGACGUGUGUCUGGAGGAGCAGGGAUUGGCGCCGCGGCCGAAGUUCUCGAUCCACGACCGCGUGGCGACGCCUCUUCCCGACGCGGACGCGGCGGCGCUCGACCUCGGCCUCUCCGAGUGGAUGUUGGGGCGGCACUUGGAGGGUGUCGACCACUGGCGCGGGGUUCAGAUGCUGGCCGCCCUUCAGUGGAGCGACCCGCGGCUCGGCCGCGACGAGUCCGCUCGGCUGCCUGCGGCGCGGCAGUCGCUCCGCGGGUGGAAGGUGCUGACGCCGCCGCUGACGCGGCUGCCGCUGCCGGAAGAGCCCGUGGCCGCCCUGGCGUGCGAGCUCGUCGGCCGGCGGCAGUGGGGGGCGGCGGUUUGCGUGGUGUUGUCGAUGGUGUUCAACAUGCGGCCAGGCGAGUGGUCCCGCGUGCCGGCGAGGCACGCCGUGCCACCGCGGGAUGCCGGCAGCCUGGCGCUUCGCCACUGGGCGCCAGUGCUUCGCCCGCGGGAGGGCGACGACGCGAAGCCCGGCAAGACGGCGGAGUUCGACGAAAGCUUCAUCCUCGACCUGGCGCGUGACCAGCUGCUGGCGGGCGAGCUGAGCGGCUGGCGGCAGGGAAGGCGCGCUGCGCGGCGGCUGAAGCUCAUCCCCGAGCCGAUGCCGCACCUGCUGCGCCACUCUGGCGCCAGCAGGAACUUCGUCAACCAGCUGCGGCCGCUGGCAGAGGUCAAGCGCAGGGGCAGGUGGGAGACCAACGCGUCG